Messenger RNA from Telopea speciosissima, 1604 nucleotides. RefSeq lists its product as uncharacterized. Bases 40 to 1137 code for a protein of 365 amino acids. NCBI's taxonomy places the organism in Eukaryota, Viridiplantae, Streptophyta, Magnoliopsida, Proteales, Proteaceae. The record is from RefSeq and is a predicted model, not a curated record. The transcript is spliced from 7 exons.
AGAUUGAAACACAGAACUCCAGAAGAUAGCAAUUUAGACAUGGGAAGCACAAGCAAUGCAGAAAAGCUGGAGACACUUGAGGUAGGACCCUGUGAAGACGCUUACCAGAUGGGCUUCCUCAUAGGCAGGAGGUUCUCCAACCUGAUAAAGAGCAGGUUGGCCACAGACCUCAUCUUUAGACACCAACUCCUUCCCUAUGCUCAGUCCCCUCAGUCUCAACCACUCAUCAGAUCACUCUCCGAGACCAACAAGAGCAAGUUCCCAAGGUACUGGGAUGAGCUUACUGGGACUGCAGAUGGGAGCGGCGUGCCUCUUCUCCAUAUAAUACUACUGAACUUCAGGAAGGAGGUUCUCCCAUUUCUCCCAAAAAUGGCGAUGGCAACACUUCCAGAUGUGGAGACCUCAGAUGACUGCUCUGAUGUUCUCAUUGUAAAUGAUUCCAUGGCCAUUGCAGCACACAAUGAGGAUGCUAAUAUUGCUUUGGUUGGCCACACGUAUCUGAUCAAGGGAAGACUGUCGACUGGACUACUGUUCACUGCUUACACAUAUGCAGGCGAACUCCCAAGUUGUGCAUUUGGGUUCAACAGCGAUGGACUGGCAUUCACUCUAAACUCUGUACCUCCAUCUGAAAGUGAAAUUGUACCCGGUGGCAUUGCUCGGAACUUUAUUUCUCGAGAUCUGCUUGAAGCAACAAGCCUUGAUGAUGCACUAAGUCGAAUUCAUUUAUCAGCACCUUCAGUUGGCCAUAGCUAUAAUCUGGUUGAUGUGGGAAAACGUAAGAUCUUGAAUGUUGAAACUGCAUCAAGGAACCGGGUUUCGGUUCACGAGGUUGGGAUGAAGCCUUUCUUCCAUGCAAACAUGUAUCUUCACCUCCAAGUAGAGCAGGUACAAGAUGAGAACUCUAUAAGCAGGGAAAGAAGAGCAGCUCAACUACCAAUACAGUCUAAAGCUGAUAUCCUCUCAGUUCUCGGAGAUGUGGAUGAUGAGAGAUACCCCAUCUACAUGACAGGUCCAACACUCUACACAUUAUGCACGGUGUUGAUUGAUCUGGAUGAACAAACAUUAUCCAUAAUUCAAGGGAACCCACAGAAGGGAGAAAUUUCUCAUGCAUUUGCAAUGUCUUCAAAGGAAUCUUGAGAUGCCACAAUGAAAGGUCUCACCUAUUAGGUUCAUCAACGGUUUUACCUAGCUUGGUCACUUGUUUGAAUGUACCUACUUCCCCUGUUGCUCUCAUGCAGGUUCAUAUAGGCCCAACAUGUGACCAUCAAGGCAUCGCAUAGCUGCAACCUGCAAGACAAUCCAGCAUGUUGUGUUGAGAUGACAGUAAUGAUCAUAUAAGUGGCAUAAUGCUGGUCUAAGUGAGGAAGUUACCUUGCCAUGAAUCUCAUAUUUGAUGGGACCAUCCAGUUCUGCUCCUAAUGCCAUCAACUUUGUCACCGUGCUGUGAAUGUCAGUUACAGUGAAGGACAGAAGUGAAGAGUAUCCAUUCUGCACAACAUGGUCACUGUGAAGCAGGAGUUAGGGCUAAGCCCAGCCAAAAUGAAAAACACAUAGGCAUGGAUAUGGAAUCAUUAUUUUACAAUGAACAUUGCAAUCAUCUUACC